AUGGCAGGGGACGGCCAGGAGGCAGGCGGCGGUUGCUGCCCACCCAAGGCUGGUGCCGCGCCGAGGAGGCACGCCGGCGGCCAGCGAUGGGGGGCCGUCAAGAUGGCCGCGAUCGGUGCCAUCUUGGGGACGCUGCUGCUGAACGGGCUGCUCGCAUCCGCCCCCGCUAAGAUUUUUGGAGCGAAAACCGAUGUGUUCAAGGAAUCGCCACCAAGGAGUCCACCAAAUACAAGGGCACAGGGCAAUCUCGAUGCAAGACUUCUAAGCACUAGUUACAAUUCUGAAGUUGGCGAGAAGACAACGGAGACAUGGCAGUGGGGCGGCAGCCAGGGUGGGCAUCAAGAAGUGGAGGGCAGGCUCAAGGUGGCGCUGAUGUUCUUGUCCGCGGGCCCCAUGCACAACGAAAUCGCCUGGCGCGCAUUCUUUGAAGCUGCAUCCAGUCUGCAGCUCAAGCAGCCCGCACGGGUGCCAAUGCCCACCCGCACGGACCUCAAACAGUUGGUGGGCGGGCCCUUGAAGCCAGAAAUACCAAGCCUCAGGGAAGAGGAGUACAUUAGCUACAGAAACCAACAUGGUUUGGAACUCGACUUCGACAGGUAUGCGCGGCUGGCUGGGGACUUGCAGUGGGGGGAUGAUGGUGCUUUGAGUGCCAGGACUCUGCUUGGGAGCGGUGACAAGCUUGGGGAUGAUGAGCUUCAUGGGGAUGGAAAAUGCAUGGAAGAGGACCACAUGGUGGCUACGACGAUAAAUCGAAUAACAAAAGAUACUUCGGGGGCCUCCCGCCUCGUCAGUCAGCAGGAUCUCUUCUCGCUGUACGUGCAUGCUCCACCCGGCCAUCGGUACCCCUCCGACAGCCUGUUUCACAGGGCCGAGGUGUCCCGGCCAGUCAACACCACCAACGGCUGGGGCAAGUUCGCCUUGGUGCUUGCCGAACUGCGGCUGCUGGAAGAGGCCCUCCAGGAUCCCCUGAAUGUCAAGUUUGUGCUGCUGUCGGAGUCAUGUGUGCCACUGCAUGGGCCAGACCUUGUGUACCUCCAGCUCAUGUCUGAGGCGAGGAGCAGGCUGCGAGGGUGCCUGUCGAAGCCCCGAAGCCCUGAAAGGUGUGAUAUGAGCGUAUUCAGCAGGAUGCCAUGCGAGUCCCCGGACACGGAAUUCUACAGACACCAACUGUUGUGCACUUCUGUUGAGAUCUACCAGCACAGGGCUCAGUCUCAGUCCUGUGCUGUCUCAGUCACUGACACAUUAUGCGUUCCAGUGUUGACAAUCCCUGUUGUCUAA
Messenger RNA from Ostreobium quekettii, 1278 nucleotides. NCBI's taxonomy places the organism in Eukaryota, Viridiplantae, Chlorophyta, Ulvophyceae, Bryopsidales, Ostreobiaceae. The record is from the annotation of a GenBank genome assembly.